Molecule: messenger RNA, 417 nt
Organism: Adineta ricciae
Lineage: Eukaryota; Metazoa; Rotifera; Eurotatoria; Adinetida; Adinetidae
Source: the annotation of a GenBank genome assembly
AUGUUUGCUUUUCUCUUACGCAGUACUCUUCACAAUUUGCACUCCAAUAGUUGCGUAUUUUUUUCUGCAUCACUGAUUGACUUUGCAGUGCAAAUAUACACACAUCAAAAGAUUGCUACUUUAUCAACACAGGCAAGAAUUCCGCAUUGCAUUCAGAAGAGAAUCAAUGCAAUUGCAGCCCAGCCAGUCUGGAAUCCACCAGCUACUGUAUAUGAAUACUUAUACCAAAACAAGAGAACUUUCCUAUUCAGUAGCAACUGUUGUGAUCAAUUCAAUGAACUUUAUGACAAAAAAUGCAAUCGUAUUUGUGCACCAUCAGGUGGAUUCACAGGUCGAGGUGAUGGUAAAUGUUCGGAUUUUACUACAACUGCUAAAACUAUAGGCAAAGUCUGGCAAGAUCCACGCACACGUGGAUAA